This is a messenger RNA of Acomys russatus (golden spiny mouse), 1703 nucleotides long. RefSeq names its product cytochrome P450 1A2. The transcript has 6 exons. Bases 16 to 1614 code for a protein of 532 amino acids. NCBI's taxonomy places the organism in Eukaryota, Metazoa, Chordata, Mammalia, Rodentia, Muridae. The record is from RefSeq and is a predicted model, not a curated record. Gene Ontology annotation, molecular function: oxidoreductase activity, acting on paired donors, with incorporation or reduction of molecular oxygen, reduced flavin or flavoprotein as one donor, and incorporation of one atom of oxygen; iron ion binding; heme binding. Gene Ontology annotation, biological process: hormone biosynthetic process; progesterone metabolic process.
UGAAGGAAAGGAUAAAUGGAAGGUCCAGAAGCCAUCCUCAACCACCCUGUCUUCCCAUUUCCCCUGCAGCUGGUACAGAUGGCAUUGUACAUCCCCUCACCCACGGAGCUGCUCCUGGCCACAGCCGUAUUCUGCAUAGUAUUCUGGGUGGUCAGAGCUUCCAGAACCCAGGUCCCCAAAGGCCUGAAGACUCCACCCGGACCCUGGGGCUGGCCCUUCAUUGGGCACAUGUUGACCCUGGGGAAGAACCCACACCUGUCGCUGACAAAGCUGAGCAAACAGUAUGGGGAUGUACUGCAGAUUCGCAUUGGCUCCACACCUGUGGUGGUGCUGAGUGGCCUGGACACCAUCCGGCAGGCCCUGGUGCGGCAGGGGGAUGACUUCAAGGGCCGGCCAGACCUCUACAGCUUCACACUUAUCACUAACGGCCAGAGCAUGACUUUCAACCCAGACUCUGGACCGGUGUGGGCUGCCCGCCGGCGCCUGGCCAUGGAUGCCCUGAAGAGUUUCUCCAUAGCCUCAGACCCGACAUCAGCAUCCUCCUGCUACUUGGAGGAGCACGUGAGCAAGGAGGCUAACCAUCUACUCAGCAAGUUCCAGACUCUGAUGGCAGAAGUUGGCCAUUUCGAACCCAUCAACCAGGUGGUAGAAUCGGUGGCUAACGUCAUCGGAGCCAUGUGCUUUGGGAAGACUUUCCCCCAGAAGAGCGAGGAAAUGCUGAACAUCGUGAAGAACAGCAGUGACUUUGUGGAGAACGCCACCUCAGGGAAUGCUGUGGACUUCUUCCCCAUCCUGCGCUACCUGCCCAACCCAGGCCUCAAGAAGUUUAAGAACUUCAAUGAUAGCUUUGUGCUGUUUCUGCAGAAAACAGUCCAGGAGCACUAUAAAGACUUCAACAAGGACAGUAUCCAGGACAUCACAGGUGCCCUGUUCAAGCACAGUGAGAAUUCCAAGGACCGUGGUGGCCUCAUCCCUCAGGAGAAGAUUGUCAACAUUGUCAAUGAUAUCUUUGGAGCUGGAUUUGACACAGUCACAACAGCCAUCACCUGGAGCCUUUUGCUACUUGUGACACACCCCAAGGUGCAGAGGAAGAUCCAUAAGGAACUGGACACGGUGAUUGGCAGGGAUCGGCAACCACGGCUUUCUGACAGACCCCAGCUGCCCUAUAUGGAGGCCUUCAUGUUGGAGAUCUACCGAUACACAUCCUUUGUCCCCUUCACCAUCCCCCACAGCACAACGAGGGACACCUCCCUGAACGGCUUCCACAUUCCCAAGGAGCGCUGUAUCUUCAUAAACCAGUGGCAGGUCAACCAUGAUGAGAAGCAGUGGGAAGACCCCUUUGAGUUCCGCCCGGAGCGCUUUCUUACUGAUAACGAGGAGGCCAUCAACAAGACCCUGAGUGAGAAGGUGAUGCUCUUUGGCCUGGGAAAGCGCCGCUGCAUUGGGGAGAUCCCAGCCAAGUGGGAAGUCUUCCUCUUCUUAGCCAUCCUGCUGCAGCAGCUGGAGUUCAGCGUGCCACCAGGCGUGAAGGUGGACCUGACACCGUGCUAUGGGCUGACCAUGAAGCCUGUGAACCCAGUACACAUGCAGGCAUGGCCACGCUUUUCCAAGUGAAGAUGGCCGAGGCAGGGAGGGAGGCACCCAUGGGGCCAGCACCUUUGUUUCUUUUCCUUUCUUUUUAAAUAAAAGCUUCUUUGAAGUAC